This is a messenger RNA of Hordeum vulgare subsp. vulgare (domesticated barley), 989 nucleotides long. RefSeq names its product probable calcium-binding protein CML12. The record is from RefSeq and is a predicted model, not a curated record. The coding region runs from base 29 to 796 and encodes 255 amino acids. The transcript has a single exon. Gene Ontology annotation, molecular function: enzyme regulator activity; calcium ion binding. NCBI's taxonomy places the organism in Eukaryota, Viridiplantae, Streptophyta, Magnoliopsida, Poales, Poaceae.
UUAGUGCAACGAGACAGCAAAGGUGAAAAUGAAACGACCUCGUCAUCAGAAGUUGAAAACGAGAUCCCGACGGAAAGGAUGGUCAGAUCUCGUGGCCACGCCACGCAACAUGCAGAGCCAUCGCCCCGCCCCCGAAGACCACGUCCGAGAAGAAAGCAGAAGCACACGCGCCCAACCAACAACCAGGCCGCACGCGGCGGCGACGAGGACAACCGCCACCCGUGCGAGACGCUCGGCAUUCAUGUCCGUCCCCUCCGACGCCGGCCAGGAGACACCGCCCUCGGCGACCGAGGGCGGUCGGGCGCGCCUCCAGGACGAGCAGCUGGGCCAGCUCCGGGAGCUCUUCCUGCGCUUCGACCUCGACGGCGACGGCAGUCUCACCAAGCUCGAGAUAGCCGCGCUGCUCCGCUCGCUCGGUCUUCGCCCCGCCGCGGGGGACGAGAUCCACACCCUCAUCGCCUCCAUGGACGCCGACGGCAACGGCACCGUGGAGUUCGACGAACUAGCCUCUUCCCUCUCGCAGCUGCUCCUCGGGCCCGGCCGCCCCGCAGUCGCCGUCGACCACGAGCAGCUCGCCGAGGCCUUCCGCGCAUUCGACCGCGACGGCAAUGGAUACAUAUCCGCUGCCGAGCUCGCGCGCUCCAUGGCGCAAAUGGGGCACCCCAUCUGCUACGCUGAACUCACCGACAUGAUGCGCGAGGCCGACACCGACGGCGACGGCUCCAUCAGCUUUGAGGAGUUCACCGCCAUCAUGGCCAAGUCCGCCGUCGAAUUUCUCGGCCUCGCCGCGUUGUGAGCGAGGAUGAAGGGAUUCCUCCGCUCCCUCCGGUUUGAGCCACGGGGACUUGUCCUCUGUUUGUAAAUUAGCCCAUUCGCCCUUCUUUUUAUCAUUUCUGCAAAUAUAAUACGUACAAAUUUGAACCGCGUUGUAUUAAAUGUGUCAGUGUAAAUAGAUCUAAUGUUGCUAUAGUUAACAUUUGAUUUUGAUC